Messenger RNA from Homarus americanus (American lobster), 2940 nucleotides. Its product is annotated as flotillin-1-like. Lineage: Eukaryota; Metazoa; Arthropoda; Malacostraca; Decapoda; Nephropidae. The record is from RefSeq and is a predicted model, not a curated record. Gene Ontology annotation, biological process: regulation of receptor internalization; positive regulation of endocytosis; protein localization to plasma membrane. Gene Ontology annotation, cellular component: plasma membrane.
GUGAAGAUCAGCACCCAACAUCCAGAUGUUCUGGCAGUGGCUUGUGAACAUUUUCUGAACAAAAAGCAGGAAGAGAUACAUGCCCUCAUCACUGCUACAUUGGAGGGGCACCAGCGUGGCAUUAUGGGCACUAUGACAGUUGAGGAUAUUUACAAGAACCGCGCCUUGUUUAACUCACGGGUGUUUGAGGUGGCCUCCAAGGACCUCUACGCCCUUGGCAUCCAUGUUCUCUCCUACACAAUUACCGAUUUGAGCGAUGACCAUGGCUACCUUAAGGCUCUGGGCAUGGCUCAGACAGCUCAGGUGAAGCGUGAUGCGAGGAUUGGUGAGGCUGAAGCUAAGAAAGAUUCCGAAAUCCAAAAAAGCUUAGCAGCUGAAACACUCCUUGCUGCACAGUACAUAAACAAGACAUUGGUGGCCAAGGCUAAGAGAGACUUUGAGUUACAGAAAGCUGCCUAUGAUCAGGAAGUGAAGAGUCGGGAAGCGGAAGCCAACUUGGCAUACGAGCUACAAUCUUGCAAGACCAAACAGAAGAUUCAAGAGGAGAAAAUGGAGAUAAAGAUAGUGGAGAAGAAGGCAAAAAUCCUGGUGGAGCAACAGGAGAUCCUGCGACAGGAAAAACAUCUGGAUGUUACUGAGAAGCAGCCAGCUGAGGCAGCAAAAUACAAGAUGGAGACUCUUGCUGCAGCUCAGAAGCAGAAGACCAUCCUGGAGUCAGAGGCUACAGCUGAGGCCAUGCUACUGAAAGGGGAGGCUAUGGCCUAUGCCAUAAAGGCAAAAGCAGAUGCAGAAGCAGCAAAAAUGAUCUUCAAGGCUGAAGCAUGGAAGGAGUUUGGAGACGCUGCUAUUCUGAGCAUGUAUCUGAACACCCUGCCCAAGAUGUUGAAUGGUGUGAGUACGAGUUUGUCUAAUACCAAGAGCAUUAAGAUGGUGUCUUCAGGCGACUCACCCGUGGGGGCACAAAAGUUGACACAAGAGGUCAUCAACAUUACUUGCUGUGUCCCUGACAUGGUUAAGAAUAUGACUGGGGUUGAUAUUCUGAAGACUCUGAGUGUUGCAUAAGCGGGUCAUAUUAAGAAAUUUAUUUUCGAGAGGAAACUUAUGAGUACAGCAUGUACCCAAUGUUUAAUAACAGUUGUUUGGUACUGUAUAUCUGUAUGUUUUUACACUUACCCACAAAAGUCCUGUCGCCUCACAUCCUGAGCCACGAACCCCGAGAUUCAGACUCGUGAAUCUGAACCAUUUAUGGUCAGAAUGAUGCGUCAGUGUCUACUGCCUCGGGUGCACAAGGCGAGGGGACAGGACUUUUGUGGGUGAUUGACUGUACAGUGGUAGUAAAGUAACAGCAGUUGUUAUGCAUGUAUGUACACUUGCCACAAAAAGUUCUCGAACAACUGGGCUUGACAGAUUUCAGAAUGAACACUAUGGCUUGUGUCAUCUCAGAAUGGUUAGUGUGCCUGGUUGAGAAGUGACUCUCAAUAUUUUAUAAUAAUAUAUGUUAUUUGUUUUUACAGUAAAAGUGUUUACAGUUUAAAAGAAGAGAUUUAAUUUGAAAUAAAACUUCCUCAAAGAGCAAUGUUCUGAUUUCUCAUUCAUUUUGACAUAUUUUAUGAACCUUAGGGCAUUCGAGAACUUUUUGUGGUGAGUGUUCACAUGUAAUAAAGUCAAUAAUAAGUUGCAUGUACCAUUAUUAAAAUUAUAUUAUUGUUGAAUACAGUAGUAGUUAUGUAGUAGUAAAGCAAUGUACAGUGGUUGAACAUGGUAUUAUUGCUACUGAUAACCACUUCAGUUUGAAUUAUAAGGCUGAACCACAGUGGGUGUCAGCCAGAACCACAGUGGGUGUCAGCCAGAACCACAGUGGGUGUCAGCCAGAACCACAGUGGGUGUCAGCCAGAACCACAGUGGGUGUCAGCCAGAACCAUAGUGUGGGUCAACUUGGGAAUGAUUGACUGUGUAUUGUAUAUUCUCGAGUCCUUCCUUCCUGUAUUGAUUAUUGGAGUAGCGGCAUCUAUUGUUUGAGUUUGUCUUGUUUCCUUUACUUUAUCUUUAGUUUAUGUAUCUUAUCAUUAUCCUCUACCAUCUUGCUUUACUUUAUCCUUUUUGCCAUUGAUCAGCUUGUUAGCCUCUUGGGCAGUUAGUUAUGUCUCUGUUACACACUGUUGGAAGUACAUUUCAUGUGUUUUUACAAUUGUCUUAAAAUGUUUCAUUGAUGCAUUCAGUCAUUCCUUGUUAAAGUCUCUAUUAUGUAGAACAUUGGCUUGAUAAGACCUUGUUUCUGCUUCCUUCAGUAUCAUUUCAAGAACUACUAUUACUGUAUCUCAUGCUUUGGUCCUCUUCAUGGGCUAUUUGCUCAUUAGGUGUAUCAGGUGCUGUGUGAAAUAAUUCAAGACCAAACUUGACCAACACCUGUGGAGUUACAGAUACAUUCUGCAGCCAGUACAUGCCCAGUACUUGCUAAUAGUUUGUAAAAGAGAUGUAACGAAAUGGCUGGCAAGUUUAUAAGUGGUGUAGAGGAUAAAAUAAAGACAUUCUGGCACCAGUACAUGACCAGUACUUGCCAAGAAUGUGCAGCAGAGAGCCAGUACAUGACCAGUACUUGCCAAGAAUGUGUAACAGAGAGCCAGUACAUGCCCAGUAUUUGCUAACAGUGUGCAACAGAGCCAGUACAUGACCAGUAUUUGCUAACAAUGUGUAACAGAGAGCCAGUAUUUGCUUACUUUGUAACAGACACAUGACCAACCUCCCAAGUGGCUGUCAGGUGGCAUAGAGUAAAGAUUUUUGAUACAUUUUAAACUUGAUCCAUUUCUUCAGUCCAUAUUUUGUGUUAAAACUUUCAAGUGCUGAGAGUCUGAGGUGCUGCCCUUCAUCAUGGAAAUAAUAAAGUAUACUACCCAUGCUCCCCCCCCCCCCCUUAUCUCCCCAGGUUAUGGGGAACAUUUU